Ostrea edulis (European flat oyster) is the source of this 2082-nucleotide messenger RNA. RefSeq names its product cerebellar degeneration-related protein 2-like. The transcript is spliced from 4 exons. The record is from RefSeq and is a predicted model, not a curated record. The coding region runs from base 163 to 1497 and encodes 444 amino acids. Lineage: Eukaryota; Metazoa; Mollusca; Bivalvia; Ostreida; Ostreidae.
ACGUGACCUGUAUGUCAGAUUUGAUAUGUUUCGCCACGUAUAAUGACGUACUGCAACCCGUAGUGUUGUGGUAAGGAUAGUGCAUAGUGGAAUGAGGCCUUGCGAAGGGGGCAAUUCACGUAGAUGGAAAAUAUAUAAACAGACGAUAACCUAGGAUAAACCAUGGACGACGACUUAGAGGUUCAGGACGAUCAGCAAGACGAGGAUUGGUAUCAGAACGACCUACAGUUGGCCGCGGAAUUGGGAAAGGCCUUACUGGAGAGAAAUCGAGAACUAGAAGCUCAAGUCAUUUAUCUUCAGCAAAUCAACAAUGAACAAAACAUGGAAAUUGAGUACAUUACACGGCAGUUGGAGACAGUCAGAGAUAGCAGCGAGUCACGCAUGCGCAUCUACGAGGAGAUGGACAGAACCUCACAGGAACUGGAAAAGACAAACCAGAGACUCCAUAUAGACGCCAAGACCGAUAAGCAAAGAAUAGAGAAGUUGAUGAAUACCGUUUUACAGUUGGAAGAAAAAUGUGACGAUUUGGAAAAAAAGGUGGAAGACAUGAAAGCAGAAGAAAAGCGUUUGAAGCAAAAGCAACAGAAACAAGAUAAUCGACGCGCAGUGAGUUUGGCCAGUCUCCGUGAGAAGGAAAGGAAUUCCUAUCUUAAAGAUAUCCUAAACGAAGACUGCCACUGGACAUACAACAAUCAAUUCAAAAAACUACCUCUAAAUCCUUACGAACAGGAGAUAAAGAGUCUCCAGGAAGCUGUCAAACAGCUCAAAGCGCAGGCGCUAAUAGACAGGAGAAAGAAGGAAGACCUUGAAACGGAAGUGUCGUUACUCUGGGAUGAAAACGCUGGUCUGGAAAAGAAAGCCAGGUCACUAGAGGAAAACGUGAAAGAGAACAGUUAUCUAAAGUUUGAGAUACAGCGACAAAAAUUGAAUCUUGGUAAAUACUGUAAACAGUGUUCCAAUGACUUAGUGGAGCUUAAAACAGCUAUUGAAAAGGAGAUAGAACCAGAUGAACCGCAGGUCGGCGCAGGAAAACUGGUCCGAUUGGAAAGUGGAGGAAGUGUGUACGGAAGCACAGAGUCUUUGAACAAAAUCGUCCCUGAUAUCCAGGAGGUCUCUCCUGUCGAUGACCAGGAUACCAGCACAGUAUCUAUCCUGGACGAACUGGAAACACAAUACAAAAACUUGUUCAAGAAGUACGAAGAUCUUCUACAAAAUAAAAGCAAGCGGCCCAGUAGUUUCCACGAGAGUGAGACUUUCGACGAAGCUCUCCACAAACAGUUGGCGGUUUCUCAUAAAGAGGUACAGACCCUGCUGAAAAUGCAGAAGACGACUAACACUUCUGACGCUGCGUCCUCAUCAGAACAGGACACCAGUCUCCCUCACUACAAGUCUCUGUUCCGGGAUAUCUUUGCUACAUUAAAACAGACACGGAUAGACGAAUCCUCGGAACAACCCGCCACAAGCCCGCAUUCCGCUGAGCCCAAACCACUUGCAUAAUACCCUACGAUCGUAUUUUGAUAAUCUAGUCUUCAACAUCAGUAUUUAUGUAGGCCAAUAGAACAAAUUCUAACACUGAUUGAUUAAAACUACCCUAGUCUUGCUAAAGAGGCAUCAAACGCACAAAACUAAUAGAUUUAUCAUAUUGUUGAAGAGCGUAAUUAGAAUAUAAAUCCCGCCGCACUAGUAAAAAGCGCUCUUUGUAAAUAUGGAUGAAGGAUUUAGCGUUGAUCCUUUCCAAUCUAUGGUCUUCUGCGCUGUAUAGACUUUCAUUAGUGUAGGAAUUGACUGUUAGUGUACGUGCAAACAAUACUGCCAUAAACAUGUACAUCAGAUAUAUAAUGUAUAAGUAAAUCAGUAGUGUGUGUGUCAGUAUGUACUCAUAUUGUUUGUUCAUUUAUCAAAAUGCUAUGGCAGUGUUCAUGUAUUAUUUCUACUGUUAUUUUUACCACAUUUUGUUAAGAUACAUACUCGUUCAAAUGAUAUUGUUGUAAUAUAUGGGUAUAUUAUGUUAGAUACAUUAUUUGCUGUCGAAUGCAAUCAAUAUACGUUGUUUUGUACCCGUUCAAUAAAGUUGAUAUUGAA